AUGGCAGAUAUGAAUAAGGCCAAAGCCGAGGUCACUCAAGAGAAGAAGGAAGAAGACAUACCUUUCAAAGGCGACAGAGCCAAUAUGAACUCAUCUGAUGGCACUAGUUCUACUAAGGAGUCGCAAAGCGUCAAAGAGAAAAAUGUUGUGAGUAAAAAGAAGAAGGUUGAAAAGGAAAAGGAUAAGUCCAAACCAAAGAAAAAGGUGACUAAGAAAGCCUCUGAUAGUAAAAAGAAAGUUAAGAAAAGAUACACCCCUCCUAUUGUUUUUAACUGCCUAUACACUCAGUAUGAAGUCAUCAAGGAAGUCGCAGAAGAGCUAGGCUGGAAGCUGAGCUAUGAUGAUAAUGACGAAUUUGACGUCUUCUGGUCCGACCUACCUUGCUCUACUGAGAAGUUAUCAAAAAUGAAAAAUUACCAGAAGCUUAAUCAUUUCCCAAGCAUGUACCAGAUUUGUAGGAAGAAUUUACUGGCCAAAAAUUUGAAAAAGAUGGAGAAAAUGUUCCCUUCUGAAUACAAAAUCACCCCUAAAACAUGGAUAAUGCCUCAUGAGUAUUCGGAGCUUAAGGCUUUUGUGACACAGAAGAAAGUAGUCAGUAUGAUUGUUAAACCAGAAGCUUCGGCCCAAGGGAGAGGCAUUUUCAUCACAAGAAGACUGGACGAUAUCAAUUCUUCAGAACACUGUGUUGUUCAACGAUAUAUGAGAUCACCCUACCUCAUUGACGGUUUUAAAUUCGAUCUGAGGCUUUAUGUCCUGGUUCUGUCAUGAGAUCCGUUAAGAAUAUUCAUAUAUGAGGAAGGCAUGGUCCGGUUUGCCACUGAUGAAUGGGAUAUUGAGAGUGGAACUAAUUAUAACAACCUUCACAUGCAUUUAACAAACUAUGCUAUCAACAAGGAAAACAACUUUGUAAUGGCAGAUGAUCCUCAUGAAGACGCUGGCCAUAAGCGUUUAUAUUCAACAGUUUUAAAAAGAUUAGAGAAGGAGGGAGUUAAUACAAAAGAGCUAGUUGAAAAGAUAGAUGAUAUGAUAGUCAAGACUCUGAUUUCUGCCCAACCAGAACUUUCACACUAUUACCGAACUUGUCAGCCCAGUGAUCUGGAAGGGAACAUGUGAUUUGAAAUUUUGGGAUUUGAUAUUUACAUUGAUAAAAAGGCUAAACCUUGGCUUAUUGAGGCUAAUCUAGCUCCGAGUUUUGCUACAGAUGCUCAACUUGAUGACGAAUUGAAGAGAGCUGUCAUUACUGAUUCUUUCAAACUCCUUUGCGUCAGUCACAAAGAAAAGAUUAGGAAAAUCAACAAAAAGAAAGAAGAUCUCCAGAGAAGGAUAGUAGAGAGAACUAGUUACAAAGAAAGCCUUCUGAAGAAGAAAGAGGAAAUUGAAAAAUUACGGAAGAAGAGAGAAAUUUACGAAAGAAAGAACAUGGGUGGAUACAAACAAGCUUACCCUAGUACAGACCCUGAGAAACAAGCUCUAUUUGAGAAGUACCUGCAAUGAUCAAACAAUCCAGUGCCAUUCCCUAGUGCAAAGCUAAAUUCAUCCUUGGCUGGAAAUCCUGUAGGAAAAGGAAAGAAUGGAGACAAGAAUAACUCUACUAUGCCAAAACUCAAGAAAGGUCAUUCCUCGGAUAAAGCUGGCAAAACAGCAAAAACUAAAGAAAUAGCUAAGACAAAGUUGACUAAAAGUCCUUAUGAGAUAGGUGUCAAAAGGAUGGUAACUCCAAUGUCACAGAAACGUAAAAGAAGUGGAUAUCAGUCAAACCCUAGACAAGUUAAGCAGACAGGUGAUUCAGCAAUGGGUACUUCUGUCAGGAGGGAACAAGCUGAGGCAAACACCAUCACUGGGUCUCUAUGAUCAGAUACCAAUCUAGAAGAGAUGUAUCUGAAUCAACAUAAGGAAUCCCUAUUAAAAUAAGAACGAAAGCUUGAAUAUCCCUAUUCAGAUGCAGUACCAGAAGGACAAAAGGAUCAUGAGUACCGUAGAAGAUCUAGCAAAAAUGCAAAUGCUAGAUGACUCAAACUUAAAUAUGCCUGCCAUUCAGCAAGAUAAUAAGAAAUUCUUUGGAGCUAGUUCAAAGUCAAGCACUGGGUAUAGAGGAAGCUCUGCAAAGAACAAUAAUGAGAGUUCUAAAACUGAUAGGUUAGCUCCUAUUUUAGAUUCUUGAGGGAGCAAUAACGAGAACAAGUCAAUUCAGAAAUAUGCCAACAACAAAGGAAACACAGUUACCAACAAGAAGUUCAAGACAUCGCAAAAGGUCCUUGGCGCACACGAAAUAAUGUUACAUCGGUCAGAGAAAGAAGCUGCUUCAAUUUACCAAGAAUUUAACAACGCUAUUAGAGGAAGUAAUUAUGAAGCAGAACAAGCUCUUCAACACUACUAUCAGAAAUCCAAUCCUUCAGCAAUGAAUCCUGUGAGGAUCAAGUCAAAGGAUUUUGUACCCUUAGAAGGUGUCUCUAUAGCCAUUCAUAACAGGAAUAACCUCCAUGACAAUAUGUAUAAGAAGAACUCAAGGAAACUUGUCAUUGGAGAUAAGCAGAUGAGUCUUAACUCACAUAACCAGGAAAUAAGGAAUCCUGCGUUGAAAAGACAUAGGUCAAAGCAAAAAGUUGAAAAUAAACUCUGAGUCUAUGGAAAUAAAAGUAUUUCAGGCUCUCAUGGAUCUAAGUUUGCUUAAUCCUAUUUUUUCACAGUUUAAUUUCAUUCUG
Messenger RNA from Moneuplotes crassus, 2702 nucleotides. The record is from the annotation of a GenBank genome assembly. NCBI's taxonomy places the organism in Eukaryota, Ciliophora, Spirotrichea, Euplotida, Euplotidae.